This is a messenger RNA of Cantharellus anzutake, 1749 nucleotides long. RefSeq lists its product as uncharacterized. The record is from RefSeq and is a predicted model, not a curated record. The coding region runs from base 1 to 1749 and encodes 582 amino acids. The transcript is spliced from 5 exons. Lineage: Eukaryota; Fungi; Basidiomycota; Agaricomycetes; Cantharellales; Hydnaceae.
AUGAAGGCGUGGGAAGAAGCUAUCCCCGUGUCGCACGCGCACGUUCAGAAGCAACGACGACUGGGUGCGAGUCUGAUGCUCUCUGCCCAAUUUAUCGAUGAAUGCAUUCAAUUUGCCAAGAGCUACGAGGAGACUCAGAGUUCUGUUGACCAGGACGCUACUAUCUCCUCGAUCAUAACCGCGUCGACCGUCUCCUCACUAGGCUUUUCCCGCGACGCCGCGUCAAGCGCUACCCACCACACCCCUGAUCCGCUCGCUGUCUCCAAUGCGGAGGCUCAGUCGUACUAUGCAGGCUUGCAUUCUGAGCCCACGUUACUUUAUCGAACGAGUAAGAAGCAGUGGUCCCCGCCCAGCGGACCUGAGGCCCAGCGCCAUUUGAAGGAGCUGCGCGAAGUCUUCACCCAUCCGAUUACGAAGGUCUGGAACCACGACUUGGCCUGGAAAGUUGUCAAGGUUAUGGACGCUCACACCAUCCGCUUUACGACGAUAGACGUUGUUCGUUUCAAGGAGGUCGGGGUCGACGAAGCACCUGAGGAUGGAGAAGAGGACGAGGAUGACGAAACGGUCGAGGCUAAGAAACCAGUCGCCGGUCCUGUCACCAUCUGGAUUGGCGUCUUCCCCGAGUUUACCUCCGCUACGGCUGCCCACAAUGCGGCUCAGAAUGUCCUAGCCCUUCUCUCGGACUAUCAGGUCACCGACGUCGACAUCGAAUACCGCGAAUCCUUCUACACACGCGAGGCCGGUCCUCGGCUUCUCCAACCUGUCGAUGGCCUAGACCCGCUCGUCGAUGUCGAAGCCAACGUCGAUUACGUUUGCCAUCCCGGUGCGCCCUCUAGAGACGUCCUCCUGCUCGGCAAGGGAGCCUUCACCAACCUCGCCGACUCGAUCAAACUCAUGAUCGGACGACACGGCAUCAUGGUCAAGCGCUGGAGGAAACAGAUUGAAGUUUUCGUGGAGAGGGAGAAGGGCACUAACACUAUCAACGCUGAGAAGGCAAAAGAAGUCCGGAUCGAGACUCGGGGGUUGCUGGACAAGGCCGAGAACGCGAUGGAGGCAAUUGGGGCGUUGCUCAAUUGGGUCAAUAAGGACUGGAAAAAACUCGACAACCGCGUCCUUGGUGAUGUCCUCCGCUCCCCAGCCAUCAGUCUCGGCGCCGGUGAGCAUCGCUUCACAGAGGACUGGGGAAUUUUCAAGGUCAACCGGGACAAGCUCGGUGACGGCUUCCAAGGCAAUAAGUUAGACCUCGGAACGAAGCUGACGCCCGACGAAUUUACGGUCAAAUGUUUCCCCCGUGGAGACGCCAACUGGGAGUUCGAGUAUCCCCAUGAUCGACUGCUUCCGCUAAUUGGCACCAUGACCGACGAACUGAUGCGCGCCCCCGACAUGUGGUACUCAGACGGCGAACCGUGCUUGCUAGUCGCCAAGAGCGGCAAUGCCACCGGCACCACCCUUGGCCGCGCGAACGGAGUCUUCUCAAUCGUUCGCGACUACUUCACCAAUCUGUCAGUCAACCAAACCUCCAUGGAGUGGGGGAUAAUCAACUACGACAGCAAGUCGGAGGUCUUUUCGGAACCCGGCGAUUCGGGCUCGAUAAUCGCCGACAUCCGUGGCCGUAUCGGUGGCAUGCUCACGGGCGGUUCUGGUAAGACCAAGUCCUCCGAUAUGACCUAUGCCACCCCGUUCUGGUGGCUCCUCCAGCGCAUCAGGACCAACGGGUUCCCCAACGCGCACCUCAACGUCUUCACCUGA